AUUAUCCAUCUCCCAUUAUCAAAAUGAAGUUCAUCCUUACUACCAUGGCCUUUGUCGCCGCCGCUGCCAUGGGCGCCAUUGCUACCUCUCAGGAGGCUGUCACCGUCACCGUCACUGUCACCGACUGCGGCACCUCGGGUUCUGAGGGCGCCGGCAUCUUCAGCACCUCCAUCAGAACCAUCACCGACUCUGCCACCGAGAGCAUCCUUCCCACUCCCAUCGGUCCCGUCAGCGAGAGUGUCUUCAGCUCCAUCGGCGAGAGUGCCACCUCUACUCUCAUCGUCUCUGCUACUGGCACUACCAUCGAUGUCAUCUCUCCCACUGGCACUAUCUCCAUUGUCCUCGAGAGUGUCACCCCUCCCCUCAUCGGUGUUUCCAGCGCCACUUCCAUCCAGACCAGUCUUCUCACUACUGCCGUCACCUCAUCCGAUCUGGUCUCUCCCGACACUGCUUCAUCUGACUUCAGCACUUCGUGGAAGACGGCCUCUGCCUCUGAGACCGGCCAUACCUCUACCUCGCCGUACUUCUGCCACUGCCACUUCCACCACAGUCCUUCCAACGACGCCACGAUCACUAGCAUGGUUGGCAUGACUUGCAUCGUGGCAGUCCUUGCUGCUUCGCUCUUCAACUUUGUU
Molecule: messenger RNA, 635 nt
Organism: Aureobasidium vineae
Lineage: Eukaryota; Fungi; Ascomycota; Dothideomycetes; Dothideales; Saccotheciaceae
Source: the annotation of a GenBank genome assembly